Molecule: messenger RNA, 1197 nt
Organism: Umbelopsis ramanniana AG
Lineage: Eukaryota; Fungi; Mucoromycota; Umbelopsidomycetes; Umbelopsidales; Umbelopsidaceae
Exons: 3
Coding region: 52-705 (217 amino acids)
Biological process (GO): proteolysis
Molecular function (GO): cysteine-type peptidase activity; deNEDDylase activity
Source: RefSeq, a predicted model, not a curated record
CUCGUCAUAACCCUUUUUUAUAUCAUUUCUCUUCACAAACAAAAGUCCCACAUGGACAAGAUCGUAUCACAAUAUGGAGAUGUAGUGCUUCGCAAAAGUGACUAUGACACCUUAGCGGAUGGACAGUGGUUGAACGACACGGUCAUAGAGUUCCACACUGAAUACCUGGAGAGAGAAAUCAUACCACGAGACGCCAAAAUACUUAUAUUACGACCUGCCACAGUACAUCUUAUAUCGCAUAUUCAAGAUACCUCGCAGCUGCAUUCAGCAUUACCACCCAACUUAAAUCAAAGUUUGGCAAUCUUUAUUCCAAUCAACGACGGUAAGCCGCAUAUUGCAAACAGUGGCUCACACUGGUCACUAUUAGUUUACUUGAGGGCAACGUCGACGUUCUACUACUAUGACAGUCUGCACAACGCAAAUAUCAAUUCUGCAAGGCUGACAGCCAGGAGACUUACACCACUUCUUGGCUUACGCAUCGUACCCCACUUCGUGUCCAUGUGGACACCACCUCAACCCAAUGGCGCUGACUGUGGGAUAUGUGUGAUAGCCAUCACGGAUUUCUUGGUUGAGAAGAUUCUUUCAUUUCGACGCGUCGCAGUGAACCCUUGGCAGCUGAUGCAAAUUUCUCCUCAAGAUUUGCCGUCAACUAGAACGAUAAGGAAAGGACUACGGACGAUGAUUAAAGACCUCGCGCGGAAAUAACCCCUCAUCUGUUAUAUAGAGCACCAAAAACAUUCAUGUUUUGGUAAAGCACUCGUGUUACUAUCCUCGUGGGAAUAGAGAGGACCUGUAAUGUAAUCUAUGUUGAAGGAAUAGGUGUAUGAGAAAGUCGACAGGCUGGUGCAUCAUUAGAUCAACGAUAGCUACCAACAGCUUUUCUGUACAUAGCAGGCUGGAGGUGAUAACUAACUGUUGGGAUAUAGACAUCACUCACUAAAAUAUGAAGCUGUUUACAGAUCUGCCUGUCUACAAUACUUAUAUUUGUCUUGAAUAAUCUUGUAGUGAUCCUGAACUGCUUACUGCCCAUCUUCAGUGAUAUGUUUCGCCCUUCCUUGUUGAUUUUUGUCCAUACGAGUUAGGUCUGAUUUUUUUGGUAGUUAAACUAUUUCAUUCAUGGCUGUCGAUGAUCAACUUCACCACAUCAAUUGUCUAUCGACCUGCUCGCCUUCCAAUGACGGAUAUAGUACAUUCACC